ACCCUAAUCCCCCUUUCACAAACCCUAUCAUCUUCUUCUUCUUCAAAACCUCUCUCCAAAUCAGCCGCAUUAUCAUUUUCCGAAACCAGCAGCCAUGGGUCGAGUCCGUACAAAGACAGUGAAGAAAUCAUCAAGAGUAGUAAUCGAACGUUACUACUCAAAAAUGACACUCGAUUUCCACACAAACAAGAAAAUCUUGGAAGAAGUCGCAAUCAUCCCAUCAAAAAGACUAAGAAACAAAAUUGCUGGGUUUUCGACACAUUUAAUGAAGAGAAUCCAAAAGGGUCCAGUGAGAGGAAUCUCAUUGAAGCUGCAAGAAGAAGAAAGGGAAAGGAGGAUGGAUUUUGUACCUGAUGAAUCCGCCAUUAAAGUUGACAGAAUUGAAGUUGAUAAAGAGACUAUUGAGUUGUUGGCUAGUCUUGGUAUGAGUGAGCUUCCUGGGAUUGUUUUGAAAGAAGAUGCUAAUGUUGGUGCUGGUGGUGUUGGUGGGAUUCCUGGUGGUUAUGGUGGUGGUCGUGGUGGUGGUGGUGCUGGAAGGAGGUACUAAUGAAGUAAUGAUUUAAGAUUAUGUUUCUGAUGUUUUUAAUGUUUUUAAUGUUGUUUAUGACUAUUGUUAUGAGGAUUAUGUGUUUUCAAGUUUUAGGAUUUUGAUGGAUGGUGUUAUGAUUACUACUAUGUUUUUGGUUAUCUAAGUUUGGAUUAAAGUUCAAAACUUUUAAGUU
Molecule: messenger RNA, 722 nt
Organism: Erigeron canadensis
Lineage: Eukaryota; Viridiplantae; Streptophyta; Magnoliopsida; Asterales; Asteraceae
Product: 40S ribosomal protein S17-like
Exons: 1
Coding region: 95-547 (150 amino acids)
Biological process (GO): translation
Cellular component (GO): ribosome
Molecular function (GO): structural constituent of ribosome
Source: RefSeq, a predicted model, not a curated record